GGACGGGGUAUUAAUUCAAUCCCAGGUCUACGAGAUAGCUGCUGUUCCAAACCAUUUCAACCUUGCCGGUAGAGACCGAGCCCCAGUCUCAAGAAGCUGAAAAUCCACAUCUGACCAGCAAAAAAGAAAAAGUUUUAAAGAAAUAGGGGUAGUGCGGGUGAUUUUACCGAAGCAGCCUGCCAGGAAACGAAGGCGACCUUGGAGACUUUGAGGACUAGCAGACAGGAGCUAAAGACCUCCCCCGGACCCUCGGAAUAAGGUACAGGAUUGACACAGACUCAGCUCAAAGCCCGAGAGGUGAGGAAAUGUAAAUGACCUAAAUAACGGAGCGGGAAGCCCACAAGACGCACACUUCCUGCCCACCACUGCGGCUGCGCGCGCGCCGUUCCGGAAGCGGAAGUGCACAAAGGUCGGGAUUGGUUUUCAAGAUGGUGGGUCUCAAUGUUCUGGUGUCUGGCUGUGGACGGCUACUCCGAGGGCUCCUGGCAGGCCCGGCCGCGACCAGCUGGGCUCGGCCUCCAUCUCGCGGCUUCAGAGAAGGAACUCCAGUGUUCUCCGGGGAAAGCCUCGGGGCCUUUCUGGCCAUUGGUACUCCUUUGGGUGUCUGGAGUUGAAGUCGAGGAACUCUCAGUGGUGGAGAUCCUAGACGGGAAGACGACUAUAAUCGAAGGCCGAAUCACAGAGACUCCCCAGGAAAGUCCAAACCCCCCCAACCCCACUGGUCAGUGCCCCAUCUGCCGCUGGAACCUGAAGCACAAGUAUAACUACGAGGAUGUUCUGCUGCUCAGCCAGUUCAUCCGGCCACACGGGGGCAUGCUGCCCCGAAGAAUCACAGGCCUGUGCCAGGAGGAGCACCUCAAAAUUGAGGAGUGUGUGAAGAUGGCCCACCGGGCAGGUCUGCUCCCAAAUCACAGGCCGAAGCUUCCUGAAGGAUUUGUUCCAAAGAGCAAACCCCGACUCAACAGGUACCUGACCCGCUGGUCUCCCCGCUCUGUCAAGCCCAUCUACAACAAAGGCCACCGCUGGAACAAGGUGCGCAUGCCCGUGGGGUCCCCCCUCUUGAAGGACAACGUCUCCUACUCGGGCAGGCCCCUGCUGCUGUACCACUGACUGAGGCAGCUCCGCCCGCACUCCACCCCAGCCCGCCCUACGGCCCCCGGCUCCUCCAGCAUUGUCAACGCAAGGGACAGCAGGACCCCCUCCAGGGGCCAGGCAGGGCAGUCGGGUCCCCGGGCAGCUGCCAGGGGCUCAGGCCUGGCCUGGGUUCAGCGCUGACGGGUGGGAGCUUGGCCCAAAGGAAUCUUAUAAAACAAGGCUCUUACCCUCCCA
Molecule: messenger RNA, 1329 nt
Organism: Sus scrofa (pig)
Lineage: Eukaryota; Metazoa; Chordata; Mammalia; Artiodactyla; Suidae
Source: RefSeq, a predicted model, not a curated record